AUGAGGAUAAAAGGAACAACUCACCUCCAGUUGUUUGUUUUAUUGAUCGUUACCAUCCCUUCCGUCAUUGCUAAAGUGAAAAAUAAAAUCAGCCUUCAAUGGUCCAUCUGCGACUCUGACCCAAAUACCGUGCUCCGCAAGCUUGGUGAAGACAUCCGUGAUCCCGACAAGCUGGACCCGAUCAGCUACUACGAUAGCCAACCCCCAGUUUACGUGCCACAGGGUCUUAUGUUCAGGACCAAAACUAGAGGGGGCCGAGAGAUAUCUGUUGUAAAGGCUAGGCACAGUGAAGACACGAAAGAUGUGCCGCACGGAGUAACCUGCCUUUGGGACCGCUAUGGUGACGACAUCUAUUUCGUUUGCUCAAAGCAGUCCCAUGUCAAAAGAUCAAGGCUUUGGAGCAGAAAACAAAUCGACCUUGCUGAGAAUUUCACCCAGGUUGCUUGGGAUGAACUCAAGCAAUAUGGUCCUUAUCUGAAUCCAAAAUGGAAGCAUCUCACGAUCGAAGGAUACAAGGCUGUGUUCGACGAUGUGGCCGCCGACCGACAUCACUUGAUGGAGCUAGAAGUGAAAGUUCCGAUAUCAGAAGGCCGUCUCGUGUACCAGAUCAUUACCGGCCACCUGGAGAAGUGUGCGGUGGUGCUCUGCAAGCACCAAGAAUCGAAGGCAAUGAGACUGUUUCGAGAGAUGGGUUUUCGCAUUGAGGAUGCUGAUGUAUUGAUGACACCAGUUGGGGAUGCACAAGGAACCCUGUAUUAG
This is a messenger RNA of Nannizzia gypsea CBS 118893, 759 nucleotides long. RefSeq lists its product as hypothetical. The transcript has a single exon. Bases 1 to 759 code for a protein of 252 amino acids. NCBI's taxonomy places the organism in Eukaryota, Fungi, Ascomycota, Eurotiomycetes, Onygenales, Arthrodermataceae. The record is from RefSeq and is a predicted model, not a curated record.